AUGGCCGGGUCGAGAGAUACCACAUGGGAUCCGAGCGGUCGUCGUGACCAAGCCAGCUGGCAAAAUCAGAUGCAAAGCGGGACCCAACAGGACUACAACGCCGAUGAGGGCAUUGGCCAUGACCCCAUGGCUCCACCACAGAGAUCUUCCGGCGCAUACGGUUCGGAAUAUGGCCAGCAACGAGCUUCCAUGUUGGGUGGAAGCGGCGGCGCUCAGGGGGAAGGUUGGGGAGGAAGAUAUCAAGGCGAAGCCACGGAGGCUUAUCCUCAGGCAGGCAGCACGCAGGGUGCGUACGGACAGCAAGGCAUGAGCGGACAGGAACCGCAGGCGGCCUCGAAUAUCGGUGAAUAUGAUGAGCAAGAACCUCAGGGGGUGCAUAGCACUCAACGCCUGAAGGGGCAGCAACAGCAGGCCGAGGAAGAGCGCAAGCCCAGCGGUAUUCUUGGUAUCGUUAGUAGUAUUGGAGAAAGAGCGCAGAGGACUGCGGAAGGGAAGCUUGGACGUGAUAAAUAA
Molecule: messenger RNA, 513 nt
Organism: Uncinocarpus reesii 1704
Lineage: Eukaryota; Fungi; Ascomycota; Eurotiomycetes; Onygenales; Onygenaceae
Exons: 2
Coding region: 1-513 (170 amino acids)
Source: RefSeq, a predicted model, not a curated record